This is a messenger RNA of Brassica rapa (field mustard), 1188 nucleotides long. RefSeq lists its product as uncharacterized. Gene Ontology annotation, molecular function: RNA-DNA hybrid ribonuclease activity; nucleic acid binding. NCBI's taxonomy places the organism in Eukaryota, Viridiplantae, Streptophyta, Magnoliopsida, Brassicales, Brassicaceae. The record is from RefSeq and is a predicted model, not a curated record.
AUGGCUCUUGCUGUUAUCACCUCGGCAAGGAAACUCAGACCCUAUUUCCAGUCGCAUACUAUCGAGGUCCUCUCCAACCAGCCCCUACGAACGGUAAUGGAAAACACCAAUCAAUCAGGAAGGUUGACCAAAUGGGCAGUAGAGCUGAGUGAACACGACAUCGUAUACAAGAAUCGAACAGCAGCUAAGUCGCAAGUUCUCGCUGAUUUCUUAAUCGAGCUGACACCAGAGUUAGAACAAGAUCUCACACUCCCUAGUCUGAAUUGGAUACUGCACGUAGACGGAUCAUCUACGAACAAAGGUUCCGGGGCAGGCGUACAGGUCCAGUCCCCAACAGGUGAGCUAAUCCGACAGUCGUUCAGUUUUGGCUUCGCCGCGUCCAACAGUGAAGCCGAAUACGAGUCCCUCAUUGCAGGCCUUCGUCUUGCAAAGGCAGUAAAGGAUAAACGAGUCAGCGCAUAUUGUGACUCCCAACUCGUGGUAAGUCAGUUUCUCAGAGAAUAUGAUGUCAAAAAUGAGAGGAUGGACGCCUACUUAACGCUCGUUAAAGAUCUUACGCAAGAUUUUGAGUUCUUUGAGAUCACAAAGGUUCCCCGCGGAGAGAACGUGUGUGCAGAUGCCCUCGCAGCCCUCGGAAGUAGACGACACGAUCAAGUGAAAAGGACAAUACCGAUACACAGGAUCGAGAAGUCAAGCAUCAGCUCGGAGACGGAACAACUCCCCGUAGUAGCAUAUAUUACUGACGACAUGGACAUCGAUGAAGAGGAAUCUCGCGCAACAGAGGAGCUACUCAACGACUGGCGAACAGAAUUCAUUGAGUACCUAUCCAACGGAGUGUUACCCACUGAGAAAUGGGAAGCACGACGACUCAAACGACGAAGUGCACAUUAUGUCGUUCUGGAUGGGGCGCUCCAUCGAUGGACCGCAACAAAGGUACUCCUUAGGUGUAUCUCUGGAGAUGAGACGAGACUAGUCAUGGCUGAAACACAUGAAGGGGCUGCAGGAAACCAUUCAGGAGGACGAGCUCUCGCUUUGAAGGUGAUAAGCCUGGGCUUCUACUGGCCAACUAUGAACGCAGACUGCGAAUCUUACGCCAAGAAAUGCGACAAGUGCCAACGACACGCCUCGACCAUCCAUAGUCCGACGGAGUUAUUGCAUAACUUAACGGCGCCAUACCCCUUCAUGUGA